CUCCUAGGAGAAAACUGGGAUCACAAAACACGGUGUAGGUCUUCCAGGGGGAAAGGCAAACACUGGCCUGACCCCGGGCUUCAGGAAUCCUCUGACCACAGGAAGGAAGCUUAUUAACCCCUCUCCUCUGCACGCUCCUUCCACUCCCCCCUUUCCCUGGUGAGGACCGGCUCCUCCUCCCGGUCUUGCGACCCCGGUGCAAAAUGCAAACAACCGCCCGCCUCCCCACCCUGCGCUCACUUUCCCAGAGGAGGAAGAGGGAAGAGGGGAGGGCGCAGGCCCGAGGCUAGAGGAGCGAGCCUGUCAGUCGGGCGUGAAGGUCCGGACAAGAGGACCAGGACCGGGGAGCUUAGUUCUGGUCGGCUACCGCAGGCUCACCCUCUUCUCUGCUGAAUUUGCACUCAGUACCCCACACUCCUAGCCUGACCCCCGACCCCCUUCAAGUCUCACAACAUCCCGAGCCCUAGCGCCUCACGCAGGUGGUGCAAACGCCCCAGCUCUCCGGCACCCCCUGCCGGGAAGAAGGACCCCGGCUGCCGCGGCUGCGGAGGAGCGGCGCGCAGAGCUAGGAGAGCGCUCAGGCGCCUGGGAGAAGCCCGGAGCUUCCCUGAUGGUGCCGCCGCCUCCUCCAAGCCGGGGAGGAGCGGCUAGGGGGCAGCUGGGCAAGAGCCUGGGGCCACUGCUGCUGCUCCUAGCGCUGGGACACACGUGGACCUACCGAGAAGAGUCCGAGGACGGCGACAGAGAAAUCUGCUCAGAAAACAAAAUCGCAAUUACCAAAUACCCGUGUCUUAAGCCCUCUGGCGAGCUCACCACGUGCUUCAGGAAAAAGUGCUGCAAAGGGUAUAAAUUUGUUCUUGGACAAUGUAUCCCAGAAGAUUAUGAUGUCUGUGCCGAGGCCCCCUGUGAACAGCAGUGCACGGACAACUUCGGCCGCGUGUUGUGUACUUGUUAUCCAGGAUACCGGUAUGACCGGGAGAGACACCGGAAGCGAGAGAAGCCGUACUGCCUGGACAUUGACGAGUGCGCCUCCAGCAACCAGACGCUGUGCGCGCACAUCUGUGUCAACACCGCCGGCAGCUACCGCUGCGAGUGCCGGGAAGGCUACGUGCGGGAGGACGACGGGAGGACCUGCACCCCGGGGGACAAAUACCCCAACGACACCGGGCAUGAGGAGAAGUCUGAGAAUGCAGUGAAAGCAGGAACUUGCUGUGCCACAUGCAAGGAAUUCCACCAGAUGAAGCAGACGGUGCUGCAACUGAAGCAGAAGAUUGCCCUGCUCCCCAACAAUGCUGUUGAUCUGGGCAAGUACAUCACUGGCGGCAAGGUGCUGGCCUCAAAUGCCUACCUUCCUGGACCGCCUGGCCUACCAGGGGGCCAGGGCCCUCCUGGCUCACCAGGACCAAAAGGCAGCCCAGGCUUCCCCGGUAUGCCAGGCCCUCCCGGGCAGCCUGGCCCACGGGGCUCAAUGGGACCUAUGGGACCAUCUCCAGAUCUGUCCCACAUUAAGCAAGGCCGGAGGGGCCCUGUGGGUCCCCCAGGUGCUCCAGGAAGAGAUGGUUCUAAGGGGGAGAGAGGAGCACCUGGGCCCAGAGGGUCUCCGGGACCCCCUGGUUCUUUCGACUUCCUGCUACUGAUGCUGGCGGACAUCCGCAAUGACAUCACAGAGCUACAGGAAAAGGUGUUCGGACACCGGACUCACUCUUCAGCAGAGGAGUUUCCAUUACCUCAGGAAUUUUCCAGCUAUCCAGAACCCAUGGACGUAGGCUCUGGAGAUGACUACCCAAGAAGAACUGAGAUUACAGACUUACGAGCCCCCAGAGACAUGUAUCCAUAGCAUAUCCCAGCAGAUUUAUGCCAAAGGAAGAGAAACGAUGAAUGUUUUCACCUGCAUUCAGUCAUCUAAAGAAAAAUCACAGCACUGGA
Tupaia belangeri chinensis (Chinese tree shrew) is the source of this 1926-nucleotide messenger RNA. RefSeq names its product collagen and calcium binding EGF domains 1 (gene CCBE1). NCBI's taxonomy places the organism in Eukaryota, Metazoa, Chordata, Mammalia, Scandentia, Tupaiidae. The transcript is spliced from 11 exons. The record is from RefSeq and is a predicted model, not a curated record. Bases 611 to 1837 code for a protein of 408 amino acids. Gene Ontology annotation, molecular function: calcium ion binding.